This is a messenger RNA of Venturia canescens, 2973 nucleotides long. RefSeq names its product neprilysin-2-like. The transcript has 10 exons. The coding region runs from base 123 to 2378 and encodes 751 amino acids. Gene Ontology annotation, biological process: protein processing. The record is from RefSeq and is a predicted model, not a curated record. Gene Ontology annotation, cellular component: plasma membrane. Gene Ontology annotation, molecular function: metalloendopeptidase activity. NCBI's taxonomy places the organism in Eukaryota, Metazoa, Arthropoda, Insecta, Hymenoptera, Ichneumonidae.
AUUGAGUAUUGAGAAACCGGAGUGGACGACACUGGCCGAGAAUUCGACGAUUCGCAGGCUGCUAAAGAUUCAUUCGUGUUUGAGAUUCUAUCGAUUCGCAACAUUUGUAUUUCGUUUUUAGAAUGAUGGGCGUCAAAUUCUUUGAAAUAGUUAUACUAUUCACAGUGAUAGUGGACGUUAUUUUGGCUUCAACUUAUCCAAAAAAAAACGAAAAUGAGAACGAAUCUGAUGCAAUCGACGGAUACCUUUUUCACAGAGCGCCAUUAGUAAAGCCGUUUUUCAAAGUAAAAAAAAUAAAAAUCAAGAAAUUGGGUAAUUUGUCCAAAAUCAAAGCUCUGGAAUGUCAAAGGUUACGAAACGAGAAGAUGCCAACGUUUAAUAAACCGGAAGAAUCAAAAAAUGAAUGUAAUUCAAAAAGUUGUCGCAAUGCAGCAUUUCGGAUCCUAACGAAUAUGGACCCUAACGUUGACCCUUGCGAUCAUUUUUAUCGAUUUUCAUGCGGUGGCUUUCCUAAACGAAUGGUCAUACCUGGCUCUGAAACCAGUGUAAAUAUGUUGGGCGACCUUGAUGAGGAGUUGAAGGCGCGAAAAAAAGAGAUCAUCGAAGCUGAAAGCAAACCCGGCGAACCCAAGUCUUUGAGACUUGUCAAGACUCUCUAUAAGUCUUGUAUGAACGAAGCAGCGAUCGAGGCCGAGGGACUUGGACCUCUUUAUGCGACUUUGAACAAACUUGGUGGUUGGCCGGUUCUUAAUGGUGGUUCAUGGAACGAUAGAGACUUCAAUUGGACAAACUCUGUAUACAAAUUUCAAGAUAGUGGAUACCCUGUCGGCUAUUUCAUCAAUUUCAGAAUCCAUGUAGAUUUUAAAAACACCACAAAACGUGUUGUCUAUCUUGAUCAGGCAGAUCUGGGACUAUGUCGCGAACUUCUGUCAAAGGGUUUCGAAAAUAAAGUCGUCGACGCUUAUUACCGUUAUAUGGUGGACGUCGCCGUUAUUCUUGGUGCUCCGAGAGAUCGUGCCAAGAAAGAACUCAAAGAGUCAUUGGGUUUCGAAAUGAAACUUGCGAACAUUUCAUUGUCGAAAGAGAAACGUCGUAAUACAACUCAACUGUACAAUCCGAUGACACUUGCGGAACUAACGACAAAAUAUCGAAGUAUACCUUGGAAGGAAUACUUCAGCAGAUUGUUACCAUCAUCUGUCACCAUUGAAGAAGACGAUGUUGUAAUUGUCGUCGCACCGAGUUACAUUAGCGCUUUUGAGAAAUUGAUAAUUGAGACUCCGAAAAGAGUUCAAGCAAAUUACGUAAUGUGGAGGGCUGUCAAGGGUACUGUCAAAUACCUGAACGAAGUUUUACGUAAAAGGCAGAUGGCCUACUAUACAGAAAUCAGCGGACGUCCGGAGAGUGAGCCAAGAUGGAAAGAAUGCCUUGGCAUAUUAGAUUCUUCAGUGCUUUCGAAGAGCGUUAACGCUAUGUAUGGGCGACAAUACUUCACCGAAGACGCUACGAAAAGUGCAGUCGAAAUGAUAACGGACGUCAGAGAACAAUUGGCGAAAAUUUUGAAAACGGUCGACUGGAUGGAUGAAAAAACACGUAGGAACGCCCUCGAGAAAGCAGCAUCGAUGUCCAGUUAUGUUGCUUAUCCCGAUGAUUUAAACGACGAGAGGCUCGAGAAGUUUUACAAAAAUCUGGAACUCUCCGAAGGCAAUUAUUUCGAAAAUCUUCAGAAUCUAAAUAUAUACAGAAGGAAAUACGUGUGCAGUAAACUGCGCGAACCGGUCAAUCAAACCGAUGAGUUUUCACUAGCAAGCCCAGCCAAUGCCUUUUAUGGAGCUUCGGCGAACAGUAUUCAAACUCUCGCUGGUAUUCUCCACGAUAAUUUCUUCAAUAGCGAUCUACCAAAAUACAUGAAUUACGGUGCCAUUGGGUCUAUCAUCGGUUAUGAAAUGACUCUUGGAUUCGAUGAUAAAAAUGGCAAUCUCGUCGAUCGGUGGGAGCCAUCAACCGAAGAGAAAUUUUUCAACCGCGCAUUAUUGUGCACAGCCGAUCGAUACGCAAAUUAUACCAAUGAAGAGAUUAACCUCAAAUUAAACAGUAUUAUAAAAGGUGAAAAUAUCGUGGACAAGGGCGUAUUCAAAGAAGCGUACCUCGCAUACAAUAGUUGGGCUAAGAGAAAAGGACCUGAAGCAAAGUUGCCCGGAAUUGAUAGGACGCCACAACAGAUGUUCUGGAUAAGUGCAGCGAACGUUUGGUGUUCAGCAUCGAAACCGGAGGCGUUCCGAGUUUUGGAUUCGUUGUCUAAUAUGUCCGAAUUUGCGAAAGAUUUCAAUUGCCCUCUGGACUCCAAAAUUAAUCCUGAGAAAAAAUGUCCCGAUUGGUAAAUAUUUGACCUAAGCUCGUUCGAUGCGGCUUGAAAAAGUUCUAAAAUGACGAUGACAUUCGUUAAGGAGAUGUUCUCCUCUUUUGUAAAACAACUUUGAGAACAAUAUCGCUGUAUAUUAUACGAUAUAAGUGUACGAUUAUUCAUGGAUUUGAACAUCAUAACGAUUUUAUGGAAAUAUAAGCAAAAUAUUUGCGAACAACUUUUUAGCGAUAAACAAUGCUCUUUCGUUGAAUUUAAAUGACACUCCACAAUCGAUUCAAAACCAAUAGCAAAUUUUGUCAGUCCAAGAACGCGACAUUUUUCAACCGAUGCUAAAAAAACGUUCUGCUAAUUCGAUGUCCUUUUAGAAAACGUAGUAUUAAGUUGUGAGUCGAUGUAACCAUAAAUUACAUAACAAAUGUAUAACAUGCUUCGAGUGCACUAUAAUUUUUUUCAUGUAUUUUCUAUUGCCUUCUAGAAUGGCAAUCGUAUGAAUAUAAUAUUUCGUUUUCUUUUUUAUAGAGAUUGAAAUUUAAUUAUACCGAUAAAAUGGAAGUGAAUUGUAUCUAUUUCGCUUUGUAUACUUUUUAAAAUACAAAAAGAAACUCGAAAAA